Messenger RNA from Apis cerana (Asiatic honeybee), 1166 nucleotides. Its product is annotated as palmitoyltransferase ZDHHC3. Gene Ontology annotation, molecular function: palmitoyltransferase activity. The record is from RefSeq and is a predicted model, not a curated record. Lineage: Eukaryota; Metazoa; Arthropoda; Insecta; Hymenoptera; Apidae.
GACAAAAAAAUCAAUUUCCACAUUCACUAUUCAUCAUAAGCAUAUUGAAUAUAUCACAAUGGGAAAAAUUAAAGUAAAAGUUGAUGUGAAUUAUUCAAUUAUUAUGGAACUGUGAAGAAAUAAUAUGAAUUGUUGUGUAUGAGCAAAAACCAUAAUUAUGUUGAUAAACAAUAUUAAAAUUUCUUCAUAUGAUUAAUAGUUAAAAAUCUACUGAAUAACAAUAAAUCAUGGAUUAUGAUUACAUGUCAUUUCAUAGAGAAAAAGAUGUUCAUAACAAAUGCUAUGGUGGAAGAUUAUGGUGUAUAAAAGAUAUAUGUGGAAUUAUAUGUGCAAUUUUAACAUGGCUAUUAAUAAUUUAUGCAGAGUUUGUAGUAAUGGCAGUUAUUCUUAUUCCCACAAUAAAUACUUUAUACUCUAGUUUAAAUACUGCAAUAUUUCAGUCAUUAGCUUUUUUAGCAUUUGCAUCUCACUUAAAGACAAUGUUUACAGAUCCUGGUGCUGUUUUAAAAGGAAAUGCUACAAAGGAAAUGAUAGAACAAAUGGGAUUUAGAGAUGGACAAGUCAUUUUUAAAUGUCCUAAAUGUUGUUCUAUUAAACCUGAUAGGGCACAUCAUUGUUCUGUUUGCCAAAGAUGUAUUAGAAAAAUGGACCAUCAUUGUCCAUGGGUUAAUAAUUGUGUUGGAGAAAAUAAUCAAAAAUAUUUUGUACUUUUUACUUUCUAUAUAGCAGGAAUGUCAUUGCAUUCUUUAUUCUUAUGUAUACAACAAUUUGCUACAUGUGUAAGACAGGAAUGGAAAGAAUGUUCUACAUUUAGUCCACCUGCAACAGUGGUAUUAUUACUUUUUUUGGCUUUUGAAGCCCUCCUAUUUGCCAUUUUUACAGUUGUAAUGUUAGGAACACAAUUACAAGCAAUUUGGAAUGAUGAAACUGGUAUUGAACAACUUAAAAAGGAAGAAGCCAGGUGGGUUCGUAAUAGUAGAUGGAAAUCUAUUCAAGCUGUAUUUGGAAGAUUUUCCAUUGCUUGGUUUUCACCAUUUACUUCUCCUCCAAAAGGAAAAACAAAGCAAGAUUCUUAUUUAUAUUCCGUAUAAUAUGUAUUACGGUUUAUGGUUGAUUCCCAGGGAUAUUUAAUAUUUUUAAAUAUAAAAUAAUUAUGACGUAUCAUG